Aaosphaeria arxii CBS 175.79 is the source of this 1347-nucleotide messenger RNA. Its product is annotated as FAD/NAD(P)-binding domain-containing protein. Gene Ontology annotation, molecular function: FAD binding. Lineage: Eukaryota; Fungi; Ascomycota; Dothideomycetes; Pleosporales. The record is from RefSeq and is a predicted model, not a curated record. Gene Ontology annotation, biological process: secondary metabolite biosynthetic process. Bases 1 to 1347 code for a protein of 448 amino acids. The transcript has 2 exons.
AUGGCAGGCUCGGACUUCAAUGUCGCAAUUGUUGGUGCUGGGAUCGGUGGUUUGGGUUUAGCGAUUGGUCUCUCACAUUUGAACAUCCCGUUCACGAUCUACGAAGCAGCCCCUGCAUUCUCAGCCGUCGGUGCUGGUGUUGGUCUAGGUCCAAACGCCCUCCGCUCCAUGGACUUGAUCGACCACCGUUUUCGAGAUAUGUACAUGAAUAUCGCCACCGGCAACCUUCGCCCAGAAAAGAAGCAUGUGAUGAUGGAGGCCAUGAGAAUGGAAGAGGGUUUGGGUGAGGGCGAGAGCUGGUGGGGAAAUGGAGGUUGGGGCGCGAGCUACUUCGAAAGGACUGGCGCGCACAGAAAAGAUCUCUUGGACAUUAUGACGAGUUUUAUCGAUCGCGGAAACGUGAGGUUCAACGUUCGAGUCAAAGAAAUGAAGCAAAAUGGCGGCACAGUCCUGCUCGAGUUUGACAAUGGCGAGGUUGCCAACCAUGCAGUAGUAGUCGGAUGUGACGGCGUCAAGGGUUUUUCAAGAAGCGUGGUGCUCGGCGAAAGAUAUCCCGAUUGCGUGGAGCCGAAGUAUGCGGACAGAUAUGUUUACAGGACUAUUGUUUCUAUGGAAGACGCGAAGGAGAUCGUGGGCGAUUUAGCUACGGACGCGAAAAUGUACAUCGCGAAAGGGGCUAAUUUCUCUACGUACCCGAUUUCCGAAGGAAGAGCAGUGAAUGUGGUAGCGUUCAAAGAGGAUAAAACCCAAUGGACGGCGCCCGACACUACUUAUGAGGUCUCAAAGGAGCAGAUGCUGGCGGACUUCGAGGAGUUCCGGAUAGAUUCAAGGCUCAAACGGUUACUAGAUCGAGCACAACCAGUCCGCUGGGGCGUCUUCCAUCAUCCAGAGACACCAACUUACUAUAAUUCUCAAAUUUGUCUGCUUGGCGAUGUCGCACAUGCUGGUGGUCCACAUCAAGGCGGAGGUGCAGGCCAGUGUCUCGAAGACGCUCUUAUUCUCUCACGAGUUCUCGGAAAGCUCUUCAAAAGCACACCGGACGAUAUACUCACGAAACCAUCGCCCUUGCGUACCGAGCUCAUUGAAGCUGCUUUCGAAGCCUACGAUGAGAUCAGGCGACCGAGAGCGCAAAAGCAAGUCUUAACCAGCGAGGAGUGCGGGAACAUUUACAUCCUCAAAGGCCAGGGAGUCGGUGAUGAUAUGAGCAAGGUGCUCGAAAAUCUCAACUCAAGGUUCGAGUGGAUUUGGUUACAUGAUCUUGAGGGGGACGUUAGGAAGGUGGAGGAGAGGUGGGAUGAAAUCGUCGGUGACAGUCGAUUUCAGAGCAACUUGAACGGGAAGAUUUGA